AUGAAUUAAAUAGAUUUUAUGAGUUUUUAGUGCAUGGCUAGAACAAAAUAAAUUAAUCAAUUCGACUCAACUAUCUAAGACUUGUUAAAAAAUUUAACCUCAACAUUUAUCAACGAUAUUGAAAAUUUGUUUAAAAAUUUGAAAUCAUAUUGGAAACAAGAAUAGACUGUUGAAUUGAAUGAAUGUAUUGAUGAAAGAAAGCCAAAAUAGCCUAAAUUGCUAGAAUUUACCAAUAAUGUUAAAAAUUAAAUUAUGCAGGUGUAAUAAUUAGUUGAAUUUUCUGAAAUAGACACAUUACAAAAUCUAAUAGAUUUAAUGAAAUUUACAGAUUCAAAUAAUUAGGUAAUAUAGGAGUAAUGUGAAGUUUAAAUUGCUAAAUUAUUAAAAAAAUUUGAAGAAUUCAUUAAAAAUCAAAAGAGUCUACAAUAUUAAACCAUCCCCAAAGACUAUUCAGACUAUUUAACCCUUAUUAACUAAAACCAUAAAGAAUUAGACCGAUUUCUCAAAGAUGAAUUAAAUUUCAUAUUUUCACCUGUUUAGAAUUAAGUUCAAACUAAUUUAAAAUAAUGUAAAUAAAGCAUAACAUCGUCUAUACUUGAAUUUAUUCAAGGUAAUUCUUGGAGAGUAAAAGAAGGAUUCUUAUUUUAAUGUAUCUAAUUAGAAAAUCAAUUGCAAGAAUAAAAUAAAUAAUCUAUACAAAAAAUAUUAAUCCUAAUUGCAGCCAAGGAAACAAAUUUGAAAAUAUUAGUAACACUUAAAAACAAACAAAUAGUAUAACAGAUGUAUUAAGGAUUUUCUAAGAAUUGGCCAGAAGUACAAAGUGAGAUAAAAUCAGAUUUAGCUAGCUAAAUAAGUAGAUUAGAAUAGCUUUAAUUUAGUAUUUCAACUGCUGAAACUGAUAGAAAGAGGGAGCAACUACUUAAGGAACACAAAAAAUUGGAAGAAUAAGUUGAAUAAUAAAUAUUAAAUGUGAAUCAAAUUGGUGAUGCUUUAGGUAUCACUAUCAAUUUCUUAAGAGAAAUUAAAUAAGAUCUAAAUAAGAUUCAAUAUAAAUUAGAUCAAAUGCUUAAUAAGAUAGAUGAAGUAGUUCAAGAUAUUAAAUAAUUGAUUGGAAAGACACCUAAAUAAUUAUUAGAAAUAAGAAUGUAAUUUGUUUUAUAAUAAAAAAUUGCAAAUGAUUUCAAUAAUGUGUAUGUAAACCUAAGAACUAAGGAGUUAAAAGAGAAUUUUAAAGACGAAGAUGACGAGACUACUCUUUUUAAUGAUGUUUCUUAGAAUAAAGGUGAAAUUGAUGAAUUUUUAUAAUAACCAAAAGAUUCUCUCCUUAUUCAUGGACCAGCAGGUUCAGGUAAAAGUGUAGCUGCUAAAAAAAUAGAAGAAUACAUCUGGUUAUAAUAUUAAUAGUUGAAUUUAGAUGAAUGGUCAAAGGAUUCAGAACAGAUACCAGUUGUUCCUAUAUUCAUUCAAUUAGCAAGUUUAAAAGAUCCUUAUUUUAAAGCCAUUGAGGAAUCUUUAGCUUCAACGAACUAUAAUUUUGAUUGGAGAUAAAUACAAGCUUUCUAAACUUAGGUUGAAGAAGGUAAAGUUGCAAUCGUUUUCAUUCUUGAUAGUUUUGAUGAAUUAAGUAAUAAUUAAAUAAAUCUAAUUUAAAAUAAUAAAUUGAAGAAUUGGAGGUAAUAGUUAUUAAACUUAAGCGAUUUAGCCUAGGGUCAAUAAAGAAUAUAUAGUCUUAAUUAUCCAAAAGUAAUUACUACAACUAGAUCAGAAGUCUUUGAGUUGAAUAGUACAAAUUAUAGAUAAUGGUUUAGUAGUGAAUCACUAUUGGAUUUUACGAAAUAUAAAGAAAUAAGAAUUCUCAGUUUUGAUGAUAAUUAAAAAUAAGACUACUUAAAAUAAUAUUCGUAUACUUAAAUAAAAAAGACUUUGCUUGAUUAUUUUGAAAAGUACUCCAUUAUUUAAAAAAGAGGAAGAAACCUUAUAAAUGAAGUUGAAAAAAUUUGGAAUAAUAUAGUUGAAAAAUUGCAACGAUUUCAUCAUCAUCAAUAAUAAUAUGAUUUAUACUUAAACGAUAAAGAAAUCAAUAUCAUAACUUCUAUUUUGAAAAGUGAGUUUAAGUCAUAAAAUCAAUAAGAACAAUUUGUAAUUUUAGAAGGAUAAUUAAGAAAUAUUUAAACUCCUUAAUUCUAUAAUCACAAUAUAAUUGAUUUUAAUUUGGAGUAACUUCUCAAUACACCAUUUAUGAUGAAAAUAGUCAUUGAUGUGUUACCCUAAAUGAACUCUUAGAAAUAAUAAAAACACCUUAAUUAUUUCAUUUCUAAUUAUACACUUUAAAUGUAUGAAAAAUAUGUUAAAAAGAAAGAUUAUAAAGAUAUUCGAAAGUAUUACGAGAAAAUCUCUCAAAAAUAAUAUGAGGAAGACUAAGCUGAUAAUUUAAAUAUCCAAGAGUAAAUAUCGGAAUAACCAGAAUCAAUGGAGAGUGAUUCAGAAAAUAAUACUUCUCAAGAUGAUGAGAUGGAUGAUAGAAAUUAAUAAAGCAAAAAAAUGAAUUUUCUACCAAAAAGUGAAAUUUAGUAAAGCUCAAAUUAAUAAAGCAGAAAGCUGAAUUUUCUACCUAAGACUCAAAUUUAGUAACCUACCUAAUAGUUCUAAAAAAAAGAUCAUUCAAUGUAAUAUUAAAAGUCCUAACAAGCUGAAUACUCAAUGCCUAAAAGCACUAGCCAGCUGUAAUACAUAAAUUCUUAAACAAGAAACAUUAGUAGUAAUAGAAGUCCUAAAGUUACUUCUUUGCAUUCCUAAAAAUUUCAGAAAAAAGCAGCUCCUGAUCUUCCAUCAGAUGUUAGUUCCAAAAAGACUGCAGAGGCAAAUAAUAAAACAUCGUAUGUAGAUUAACCUCAAAGUGCUUUUGGUUAGCGUUCUCAAUCAGCAAAUGCAAUGUCAUUAAAAGAUCUUAAAAUGAAGAAUAAUUUAUAAAUAAGGAUUAAAGAGAAUUUAAGAGAAGAAGGAAAAUUAAUAUUUUAAAAGCAUUAAUACUUCUCUCAGCAAGAUUACGAUUAAUAUGGAGAUGAUAAAUAGAUUUUGUUAAGAUGUUAUAAAUCUUUUAGAUUAACAUAGUUCGAUUUUUAUGAAUAGUUCUUGGAGAAUUAUAUUUAAAACUAAAUUUAAAAAUUGUCAAAUCUUUAGCAAAUAAAGUUUUAAAGUGAUUUCAUAGAUAAAGUUAAUGAUUAUUCAAUACUAUUAGUAUCUUAUUUGAUGCAAUAUUAAUUAACUUCGAUGGAAACUUAGAAAACAUCUAAUAUGUCAGGAAUAUGGAACUAAAAAAUCAAACAUCAUUCUGCUGAUCCAAGAUUUCAAGAAUUGUUUAAUUAUAAUUCUGAAGAGAGUUCAUUAAUAAAAAAAUGUCUUCCUUUGAAAUAAACCGGAUCUAUUCUAAGUUUUGAGCAUAAAUCAAUUCAAGAAUUUAUAUAUGCAAAAUUUAUCAUAACUAAUCUUUACUGGAUUCUUUCACUUAUAAAUUCAUUCAAUGAAAAUAAAUUUAAUAUAGAGAAAAAAAAAGAAUUUAUUUUCAACUGCAUAAGAAUAUUUCUUUAAGCAUAAGGUUAAGGGGGAGAAAAGUUUAAGCAACUUUUUAAAUAAAACUAUAAGUAAUAGUAAUAAGGAAAUUCAGAUUACUAUUAUACUUAAUCAGAUUAAUUAAUAAAUAUCAUAAUUGAUUCCCCAUUAAAUCAAAUUAUUAUGGCAAAUCAAUUUUAUAUGGGAGUAAUACGAUUUAUAAUAGAAUAUGUAUAGGAUAAUCAAGAAUUAAGGUCAGUUUUACAUUUUUUAAUAUCAAUCUCAAAAAUAUCACAAUAGUUUAUAAAUAUUAGUUCAAAUUCGUUUUAAUUGCUUGCUUAUAUGCAGGAGUUAUUCUAUGAAAAGCAUUUUUAAGAAAUUUAGAUAAAAGACAUUAAGCUAUUAGGAUUAAAGUGUAUAGGAUGUGAUUUUAGUAGGUCAACAUUUGAGAAUGUGACUUUGAUGGGGACAAACUUAAAUUAUUGUAAAAUUGAAGAUGUUUAUUGGAAAGGCAUAAUCUCAUAGGAUUUACCAACUUUGUCUUUUGAUAUUGGUCCUAUAUUAAAAUCAUCGUUUUCUUGUGAUGGUAACUACAUAGCCUCCCUUGGUCUAAAUAAAUAGUUGGUUGUGUAUCAGAUAAAUGCUGAAUAAAUAGUAACAAAGGUAGAGUUUGAAAAAGAAGUAUUUGAUUUUUGUUGGUCUAAUACCAAAUCUAUGCUUGUCUAUUUCAUUGAAGAAACUUUAAAUAUCUUUAACUUUCAUGAGUAACCAUAAUAAAAUUGUGAAAAUUAAGUUUAAAGAAAUUCAAAUGAAGAAAUUUACUAACAUGAUAAAUAUAAACAUAAAAUAGGGGACACUGUUAGUUUAGUAAGAUUUUCAAAUUAAGACAGCUAUUUAUCAGUAGGGUGUUAAAAAGGGAAAAUAAUUAUUUAUAAAGUUAUUAAUAAAACACAGUAAAAAUUUAUAGAAAUCGAACGAAAAAGUAGAAUAACAGCAUUAGACUUUUCUCCAGAUGAAGAUAACCUGAUUGCUUGUGAUCAAACUUCAAUAUUUCUACGUAAGAUAUAAGAAGAGUAAACUAAAACAAUUAAAACCUUAUCAUAAAACUCUUAAGUAACAAGUAUUGUUUUUAGUCCCGAUGGGCAACUGUUUGCAUAUGCUACAACGAAUGAGAUGAUUAUCAUAUAUAGCUUAGUAAAGUAAAAGGAUUAGGCUAAAUUAAGUGGUCAUUAAAAAGCUGUUAGAUGUAUAUGCUUUUCUAGCGAAGGGAAUAUAUUGAUAAGUGCAGGAGAUGAUAAAAGUGUUAGGAUUUGGGAUUAUAUGAAAGGAAUCUAAAUUGGAGAAAAUUUGCAUGGUCAUUCUGAUGGUAUUAAUAGCGUCGAAUUUUCAAAAACAGAUGGAAUGAUUAUUUUGUCUGCAGGAAAGGAUGGACUUGUUAAAUAGUGGUAUCAUUCUGAUAACUAUCGUGUUAGUGAAUAUCUGCCUGGGCAUGAUGGCAGCAUUUUAUUUAUGAUUAUAUCUUAGGAUUCCUAAAGAAUAAUUACAAAGGGUAAAGAUAAGAAAAUAAUAUAAUGGAAUAUUAAUACAGCAUCCAUAGUUAAUCGAAUAAUUACUUUAUAGAGUUGUUAAGAAUGUUCAAUUAAUAAAUUAUGUUCUGCCUGUUAAUUGAGUCCUAUUAUUAGUGUUAAUGAUGAUCAAUAUAUUAUCACAGGUGGAUUUGGUCACUCAAUUUCAAUUUAUGAUAGCUACACUGGUAAAUAAACUUUUCAUACACUAUCAUGUCUAAAACCCAAAGGAGAAGUCACUCUUUUAGUAUAUUCUCAAAAAAAUCAUUUCAUAUGUUCAGGAACUUUGAAUGGAGAAAUUAAAAUAUGGGACAGUCUUAAUGGUAAAUAAUAUAGUUAAAGAAUCACUCUAGAUUCUUAAAUAUUGACUUUGUUUUUUGAUCUAGACUAAAAUUUAGUAGUUUUAAAUUAAUCUGGAAAAUACACUAACGUUAAACUUGGUUCAGGGGAUAUAAAAAUAUAAUCCUUCUAAUAUUAAUUAAUGGAUGAAGCAUCAGAAAUGUAACAGAUAAAUUAAUUGAUUGUUGAUGAGAUUGCUGAUUUAUAAAUUGAUAUAUCCACAUAGAAUUCUUCAUAAAGAUCCAAUAAUAAAGUCUCAUGUUUAUCACUCACAUCAGAUUAUUCUCAUUUAGCGAUUGCAACUAAAGCCUCAAAUGUCUACAUUUUAAAGACUAAGGAAUUGUCAAAGAUAUUUUCCACAUAUUCAUAUUAGGGUGUAAUUACUUCAAUGUAUUUUAAUAAAAAUGGUUUAGUUUUAGUCCUAUCCUUUGAAGAUCUUUCCAUAAAGGUUUGGGAUAUAUCCAAAAAUAUUCAUGGAAGUAAAACUGAUUGUCACUAAGCUCUAAUCAAUUGUUUAGGAGUAUCUUCUGAUAAUAAAUUUAUUGUAUCUACAUCUUAAGAUAAAUGUAUUAAGAUUUGGUAGUUGUAAAAUCUAAGUGAUGAUGGAAUCAUUUCUAAAAAUAUUAAUGGGUUGAAGAAUAAAAUACAACUAUAAAAACUAUACUUCAAAAAAGCUUUUGAAUAAUUCAAUCCUGAGCCAAAAAAUAAAAAAGACUUUAAUUUGGAGGUAGCAACAAAUUUCGAAAAAGAAUGGCGUUUGGCAAAAGUAAAAUAGAAGGAUAUUUUUGAGGAAGCGGAAGAGAUAGCUAAUCAGCUAACUGAGUUAAGAAGAGCCGACGUGUGUGCUACAUUAAGAACAUAAAAAACUUUAAAGGAUGAAAUUACCUAAAAGGAAAGGGAAAUCGAAAAAUUAUUGCAAGAGAGUAGUGAAAAUAUUUCAGUAUUUAAUUAAAAAGUCAUCUCCCAUUUUAAGGAUAUAUCGAAGGUGAUUAAUAAGUUUUAAGAAUAUAUAUUAAUGAAAGAAAAGCUACUUUAAGAAUUUUAAGUAACAGUGACAUAAAAAAAUGAAGAGAGAAAAUAAGAGUAAUAACAUGUUUCAGAAAUUCAAGUUAAUUCAUAAAAUUAAAUUACCUUCUCUGAAAUAUUAUGUAUAAGUAAGACCCCUUAAAAUUAAAAGUUUAUUGGAACAAUUUUUGAAAAUUCAGACAUUAAAAAUAAGACUCAUCAUGAUUUAUUUAAACUUUGGUAAUAGACACAAGAAAAGCAAAAUAAAUAUUGA
Paramecium tetraurelia is the source of this 6732-nucleotide messenger RNA. RefSeq lists its product as uncharacterized. Gene Ontology annotation, molecular function: protein binding. The transcript has a single exon. NCBI's taxonomy places the organism in Eukaryota, Ciliophora, Oligohymenophorea, Peniculida, Parameciidae. The record is from RefSeq and is a predicted model, not a curated record.